AUGAAGGAGGAGUAUGUGAAAUUCAUGGUCGAGUACGAGCGUUUGGGUCACAUGAAGAGGUUAAGUGAUCCGGUAGACGAUUCGGUUCAGCACUACUACCUUCCUCAUCAUGCAGUAGUGAAGGAGACAAGCACAACAACCAAAGUCCGAAUCGUGUUCGAUGCAUCGUGCAAGUCUUCGUCUGGCUAUUCACUCAACGACAAGCUACUAGUUGGGCCGGUGAUCCAAGACGACCUGUUCACCAUCAUUGUGCGCUUCCGGUCACAUGCAAUCGCGCUAUCAGCAGAUGUGGAGAAAAUGUACCGUCAAAUUCUCCACGAACCUAGCGACGAAAGGUACCUUCGCAUUCGGUACCGGGAAAGUCCUGCACAGCCAAUUCAGACCUUCCAGUUGCUGACAGUAACCUACGGAACCGCAUGUGCACCAUUUUUGGCAACGCGGACUUUAAAGCAAAUUGCGCAUGACCACAAGGCACAAUAUCCUCGAGCAGUGAACUCAGUACUGAACGACUUCUACGUGGAUGAUUUGCUCACGGGUACCGAAGACGUAUUGGAGGCAGUUGAAAUGCGGGCACAGAUCUCAGAAAUGCUCAAAUCGGCUGGAUUUUCAUUAAAAAAGUGGGCCUCUAACGUACCGGAAGCAUUACAGAACAUCCCAUCGGAGGACUUGGCAGUUCUCCCGACGCAUGAGUGCAACUGA
Molecule: messenger RNA, 699 nt
Organism: Anopheles funestus (African malaria mosquito)
Lineage: Eukaryota; Metazoa; Arthropoda; Insecta; Diptera; Culicidae
Exons: 2
Coding region: 1-699 (232 amino acids)
Source: RefSeq, a predicted model, not a curated record